Molecule: messenger RNA, 420 nt
Organism: Ilex paraguariensis (yerba mate)
Lineage: Eukaryota; Viridiplantae; Streptophyta; Magnoliopsida; Aquifoliales; Aquifoliaceae
Source: the annotation of a GenBank genome assembly
AUGCCGGCCGAGAUGGAGCUGGGAGCCAACCUAUACUUUCCUGGGGCUUGCCUUGCCUCAACAUCUAAAAAAAGAAAGAAAGGGCGGCGCCGAAAAGGAACCAGCCCAGCCUCUUCAAGAAAGCUUUGCUUGGUAGGCGCUGCCUACUCACUCAGACAAUGCUCUGAACACGAAAGUCCCCGUAAUUCGAGUGAGAUUGUCAUGGCGCAAAAGCAGAUAUGGUCCGGUAUUCCCUUGUUCCCUGUAUUGGUUAUGUUCUUUAUUUCUUGUCUAGCAGAAACUAAUCGAGCUCCGUUUGAUCUCCCAGAAGCGGAAGCUGAAUCAGUUGCAGGCUAUAAUGUAGAAUAUGCGCGGGAUGCGAUCCUUAAUAGUUCACUAUUGGCGGAAGCCAAUGUCCCGGGUCCUGGGGACUCAUUCUGA